This is a messenger RNA of Aphanomyces invadans, 1613 nucleotides long. RefSeq lists its product as hypothetical. The record is from RefSeq and is a predicted model, not a curated record. NCBI's taxonomy places the organism in Eukaryota, Oomycota, Saprolegniomycetes, Saprolegniales, Verrucalvaceae. Bases 190 to 1287 code for a protein of 365 amino acids. The transcript is spliced from 6 exons.
GAAAGCUGCACAGCACUUUCGCAGAGCAUCAAAGCAUGCAAAACAAGCAGCAGAGUCACGACGACGUCGACUGGACGCCGCCGGCGCUAUGCACGAGCCAACGCAGUGCAAGUUUGCCACCGCCAGCCGCACUGGGCAGUAUCGUUGAAUCUACCACACAAGGCCCGCAGUUCAAGUACGUCGUGAAAGAUGGUGAUACAAUUGCAGGAAUUGCACUGCGGUAAGUCGUCCUGGACCGUCGUCAAGAAAAAUCCAUGCGUUCCUCGUCAUGUUGGCGUAUGGGUCAAUAGACAUGGUAUCCGUGAGUAUGACCUGCGCCAGUUGAACCAUUUGUUCGGCUGCAACAUCUACAAAGGGCAAGAACUCGUGGUUCGAGUCAAAAGCCGAAGUAACAGCGUACCCACACCAGCCGUGGUGGACGGUACAGGGACGAAUUCCUCGGUAAAUCGACGUUAUAGCCUCAGCCAAGCUCGAAGCGGUGGUAGCUUUGGUGAAAACCCAGCAUCGCCCGUCCCUUUUUCGUUGUCGUGCCAACCUUCAAGUAACCAGCAAGACGAUCUGUCCACUGCGCCUGCUGUCGUCCCCAGUGACAACUCGAAGUCCAACAGCAACCAACAGUUGAAUGUGGCAAUAAAGUCCGUCUCGUCCUCUGCCACGACGCCAGAAACCGACGUCGAAGCAACGAACGCGCUUGCCGACGUUGCGUCGAUCCCGAUUCUGCUCAACGCGACCUCGAUGGACAUCCUUCCGGACCCAUCGGUCGGCAAAUUCCUCGUCCCAAAGCUUGAAGCAUGCUUGCCGCCGCAAUACCGCGGCUAUGACUGGUCCCUAGCGUACAGGUGUGCCUGCAUUUGUACCCAUCAAUUACCUUGCAUGUAUAGUCUGGCGCAACAUGGCGCGAGUUUGGACACGCUCUAUCGCAAACUGUACCAUCGACGGGCAACGCUGCUCGUAGUAGAAACCGGGGACGGCGAUAUCUUUGGCGCAUUUGCGUCGUCGCCGUGGGCGGUGUCUACGUCGUUCUACGGGACGGGCGAGUGCUUUGUGUUCACGUGCUACCCCAAGUUUGAGCAGUUCGGGUGGACAGGCAAGAACAAUAUGAACAUGUGCAGCAACGAGACCAUGCUGGCCAUGGGGGGCGGCGGCGGGUUUACCUUUGGGCUGAACGCCGACUUGUCUCGCGGCACGAGCGCCCCAAGCUUAACCUUCGGGAACAGGUGCCUCACCAAGCGCAGCGAAUUUGACGUCGUCAACUGCGAAGUGUGGGAAUUCGUGCCCAAAGUCUAAUAUGUUGUGUCGGACGCAACCUCGCAAACAAUACAUAUUUAUUUGAUUUCGUUAAAGCUCGUCGCGUGGCGUCGCCAACUGCAGCGCGCGCAACAGCAAUGACAACUUGCGCAUGCUCUCUGCCUUGAAGUCGUUGUCCAGGACCGGGUCGUACACCGAGGCGCAGUCGGGCAGUUGGAGUGCAAUUAAGUCGAUAGCGUCGACUUGCUGGCGAACGUUCAGCUUCUACAACAUUCCCAUGUUAGUCUAGAACGUUCACAAGAAGGCAAGCUCGUUUACUCGAGUUUGCAAAAACGACUUGGUGGCGUCGCAAAAGGUGCUUGAAC